GUCGAAGUUCAUCCGGAGCCAGGUUUAGGUUAGUCCGCAGGUCCUCGGCAACGUCCCUGUCCCGGUUAUUGAUCGGAUAUCAAACAACGAAGACCCCUCAAUACCACAAAUACUAUGGAGCUCGAUUUGUCAGAAGACAAUUAUGCAUACGUGCAUGCACGACUUCAAUGACGAUAUAACCUCAAGCGUGCAUGUUGAUACCUUUUCAGUUAACCACAAGGCCAAUUUUCUCGAACCACUGUCCAUUCGAAACAGCGCUGUAGCUUCACGAAUACGAUGUCAAACAUACCAACCAAGACCCGGUCUUGGAUAUUGACCAACAAGCCCACGGGACUUGCAACCAUAUCAGGAGACAAACCGACAUUUACACUCGAGACUCGAGACUUGCCAGCUUUGCAGAAUGACCAAGUCCUAGUCAAGGCUUUGUACUACAGCAAUGAUCCCGCGCAGCGAGGCUGGAUAUCCCCCACCAUUCCUGAGGGAAGACUGUACGUCCCACCUGUUGAGGUCGGCACGGCUAUGCGUACCCGAGGUCUUGCGGAAGUCAUCGACAGCAAGUCCGACAAGGUACCCAAAGGCACAAUUGUGUCCGGAACCACUGACUGGAACGAGUACGUCGUGCUGGACGCCAGUGCAGUAACUCCUGUCCAACCGCUUCCUGGCGGACUGAGCCUGACACAUUAUCUCGGUGCCCUGGGAGGCACAGGUCUGACCGCAUACUACGGACUCGUCAAGGUUUGCGAAGCAAAGAAGGGCGAGAAGAUAGUCGUGUCCGGCGCAGCGGGCGCCACAGGUAGCAUGGUGGUGCAGAUUGCGAAGAACAUCGUUGGUGCCAGUAACGUCAUUGGCAUCGCUGGCUCGGACUCAAAAUGCCGAUGGGUUGAAAGUCUUGGUGCGGACAAAUGCCUGAACUACAAGUCGCCCUCCUUUGCCAAAGAUCUGAAGGAAGCAACCAAAGACGGCGUAGACGUUUACUUCGACAAUGUCGGUGGCGAGAUCCUUGACCUCAUGCUAGGGAACAUGUCGAUGCACGGGCGGAUUGCUGCUUGCGGAUCCAUCUCAGGAUACAACUCGGAUGACGAGCCCACGAUCUUGAAGAAUUACUUCCAAGUCAUAACGAUGAGGCUGCAACUUAGGGGAUUCAUCAUCAUCGACUACCUGCCCAAAGCCGGUGAGGCGCUGAAAUUAUUCCGAGAAGCCAUCCAGGAAGGGAAGCUGAAGGUUGGAGACGAGAAUGAGACGGUCGUGCCCACGAAGUUUGAGGACGUGCCGAAGACGUGGUUGACAUUGUUCUCAGGCGGUAACACGGGCAAGCUCGUGACCAAGCUCGAGGGAUGAUGGUGCUCCCACUUUAAACAAAAAGGGGU
This is a messenger RNA of Exophiala viscosa, 1367 nucleotides long. RefSeq lists its product as uncharacterized. NCBI's taxonomy places the organism in Eukaryota, Fungi, Ascomycota, Eurotiomycetes, Chaetothyriales, Herpotrichiellaceae. Bases 277 to 1338 code for a protein of 353 amino acids. The transcript has 2 exons. The record is from RefSeq and is a predicted model, not a curated record. Gene Ontology annotation, molecular function: oxidoreductase activity, acting on the CH-CH group of donors, NAD or NADP as acceptor.